Messenger RNA from Schistocerca cancellata (South American locust), 5231 nucleotides. Its product is annotated as beta-1,3-glucan-binding protein-like. The coding region runs from base 1 to 1071 and encodes 356 amino acids. Gene Ontology annotation, biological process: carbohydrate metabolic process. The record is from RefSeq and is a predicted model, not a curated record. Gene Ontology annotation, molecular function: hydrolase activity, hydrolyzing O-glycosyl compounds. The transcript has 6 exons. Lineage: Eukaryota; Metazoa; Arthropoda; Insecta; Orthoptera; Acrididae.
AUGUGGCGGCUCCUGCUGGCGGCGGCGGUGGCUGCGGCGGCGGCGGCGGCGGCGGCGGCCGCGCGGGAGAUACUCGUCUGGCGCGACGAGUUCGACACGCUGGACCCCGCCGUCUGGGACCACCUGGUGACCGGCUCGCGCGGCUACAACAGCGAGUUCCAGUACUACCGCAACAGCCGCCAGAACAGCUACGUGCGGGACGGCGUGCUGUACAUCCGGCCCACGCUGACGGCGGACGAGCGCGGCGAGAAGUUCCUGUACACGGGCACGCUGUCCGACCCGGCCUGCAACCUCAGCCCCUGCGUCUCGAAGGCCGGCAGCGACAUCGUGACGCCACUACAGUCGGCGCGCAUCCGCACCAUCAAGUCCUUCUCCUUCCGCUACGGCCGCAUCGAGGUGCGCGCCAAGAUGCCGCGCGGCGACUGGCUCUGGCCCGCUAUCUGGCUGAAACCGGCACGCAACGAGUACGGCGGGUGGCCCGCCUCCGGCGAGAUCGACCUAGUGGAGUGCCGCAGCAACCGCAAGCUCACCACCGCCGCAGGCGCCUCCAUGGGCGUCGACCACGUGGGCGCCACGCUGCACUUCGGGCCCAACUCUUCCUACAACGUCUGGAGGCAGACACACUGGAUGGCGACUCUCUCCAACGGCCGUGACUUCGCGGACGACUUCCAUCUCUAUGGGAUGGUAUGGACACGUAACUCUAUCAGUUUCACGAUCGAUCAUCAGCUGAUCGGGUCGAUCUCGGCGCCCGCCGGUGGCUUCUGGAGGCUGGGCGGCUUCGAGCAGAACCCGGGCGGCAACAACAUCUGGCGCGCGGGGGACGUGCUCGCGCCCUUCGACAAAGAGUUCUUCAUCAUCAUGAACGUGGCGGUGGGCGGCAAGUUCUUCCCGGACGGGUGGCGCAACUUCCCGCGGCCCAAGCCGUGGAACUGGACGUCGGCGGCGCCGAUGCGCGACUUCUGGGAGCGGCGCCAGUGGUGGCAGCCCACGUGGCGGGGCGAGGACGCCGCGCUGCGCGUCGACUACGUGCGCGUCUUCGCCUUCCCCUACUCGUCCGUCACCCGCAGGUGACACGCCCACUCCGCGCCGCUGCCGCUUCUCCUCACGUGCCAACGCCGGCGCCCUGAAGGGCGCGCGCCACAGCUCUGACGUCUCCAGGGAGGCCCUGAUGUUACUGCCCUCUCCUCUGACAUCCUUUCUCCUGGAUUUGAUAUGGAGGAAACUCGAAAAAGACAAAUGUAGCAAACCGCUGGCUGUUGUGUAGUGUCAGUAGCCGUACAAUGAGUUUAUUGCCAUUGAUGGGCUCUUCGGUUUUCUGGUGGUGACCUUAACAAGCUGCGCACCAUAGCAGUAUGGCAUUAAAACGCAGAACCAACCUGCCACGGAACGCUACUUGGCGAGGUACACCAUCUCUACGCAACCACGUAUAAGUUAUACGUACUAUGUAGUACUAAGCCUUUAUGUUUAUCUUGGUUCGCAGUGCCAUUGUGUAACCCUCCGAGCUUAGCCUGAAGUAUCGAAUUGAAUAAGGUUAUAAUGGAACGUCUGGUCUACAACUAUAGAUGGUCAAAGUUCGAGUUAAGAACAAAAAAUCGCUUGUAAAGGGUCAUAUCAAUGUUAGCUAAUUUUCGUCGAUUCAUUAACCUGUAAAAAUGUCGACGUUUUCAGUGGCGAGAAAGCAGCUUUAGCAAUAGUGCCAGUUUGGGAGUCAUCAUAUAACCCUUUUUCUGUAGAAACCGUUUUAUGAAGCUAAGGAAGGGCAGCGUGGUAUUUAUCUGCAAGUGGUGUGAUGACAGGUAAAUAAGAACUCGACAAUACGCCACGUAAAAAGUGGAAGGCCUGAUUUAACCAUUUUUAUGAAGUAAAAUACUAUUGGUCCAUAUUUAGAGGCACAGCACCGUAACAACAGCCAUCUGAUCCAGUAUUUAAGUUUUAAGUUUCCAAUACAAACUGUCCAUACGUAUAACUGAGCUAGAAUGAAAAUGUGUCAAGAUUUUUCAUAUGACAGGAUAGAGUAAACAGAAAUGUCUCCAAAACACAAGCACUCGGUCGGCACCGGCUUCUCAAACGCGUGCGCUCACACACGACCUCGCAAAAAAAUUAACUUAAGAGGCCGACUGGAAAUCCAGAUGCAAGGUAACAUUUAGGCGAAACGUGAGAAUAUUGCGCCAACUGCAAUUACGUUACACAGUGUGAAAUACUGCUGCCCGAAACAUUGCAGGACUCAAGUGCACUUCCCUAAACCUCGGAGGAAUACAGUAAUUUAUAUUUUUUAAAACGAAAUUAAACAAAAAACAGUUGUAGCAUUACGCUUCAAAAUUGCACUUUCAAAAUUUGUUGAGAACGAUAGUGAAAAACUCAACAGAACUAGCAACUUUAAGCGCAAGAAAGCUGUAUCUCCAUUUCAUCCACACGACAAUUUCCUCAAACACACUAACCUUCUUUCGGUGACAGCAAAAACUGCAAAAUUUCGGUAUCUUCACUAGUAAAUCAAUCGUCGCUUCGAACGUGAAAAAUGAAUGAAUCGUACACUUCCGAAAGUACUGGCGUUAACCAGAAUGAAAAAUGAAGUACUUCCGGUUCAACUGCACACGAGACAUCGAAUUAUUUCAGCAUUUUUAAGUACCAUGAGGCACCAUGUCUUUAGUUUCGUGACAAAGUCACAUUACACACAGUGGGAGCUUCUUUCGGCUUAGAGUUUUAGCACUUGGCAACAACUAUGCCGCCGCUGUUCAGAGUAUCAAGUAGUCUAAGUCUGAUUCUGAGAAGACUCUGUUCCAUUUCUACCAGCGAAGCGUCCUCGGGCUUCCCCGAGAUUCUUCGCGUAUGCGGCACCCAAGUGCUCCGCCAUAGAGGCAGAAUGUCUAUGGAAACACUACGUUCAUAUAAGUAUCUACGGCUUUUGUUUAUCGCUUAAGCAUUAGUCGCUAGAGAAAAUUAGUUAUCUAGCUUAAAUAGUGGAUUAUUCUGAAAUUUAAUUCGAUGCUCAACUGCUUUCACGGAAACAUUUGCUGUAGAUGGGAUCAGAUUGCUAUCCCUGCCUUCAUCAUUCUGAGCAGUGUACACGUUGCUCCAUAAGAGAAACAUUACUUUCCAUUUAAUUUGUGCCGCUGAAGUGAAAAGGAUUACAGCUCAUUGUAGCUUUCAACUGCUGUCAGUAAAUUGUUCCUCACACUGGCCUUCUGGAGUAUACCACCCAGGCGACAGUCAUGCAACUUGGAAUGUGUAUUACCGAAAACGGUACAUGGAAAUAGUCCAGUCGGCCAUUGGUUCAGUCAGAUACACUCUCUCUGGCGUUGGGGUUGUCGCCUACCGCUAAUCGUGGGUAGUUGCCGGUCCUAACACGCAGUGGGCCGUAGUAACAAAUGAUAUCAGAAAACAAUAAAUUGCCGAGUAAUGUGAAUGAGAACUCAAGCGUAUGUGAAACAAUGUACUGUCGGAAAAUUGGAGUUAAUGUCCCACACACAUGCAGCAGACGCGUACAAUACGAUACGCAUUGUUUACACACCUUCCGAAAUCUAUAAUCCUGUUCAUUUGAAAAUCACACGACAUGGUUUUUUAAGUACAACUUUAGGUCGAUAUCAUUUAGGAGGUUUCCUACAUUUUAGAUAUGUUAGAUACUUGACGUAACCUAAACAUAUUAUAAGAAACUAGUGUCUUCAAUGUGCUGUGUUUGAAAUAUUGGAUGAGACACUCUUCGGCAUCUCAAAACGGAAAGAGCAGCCUUUUUUCAACUGCGCCAACUGUGUGAGACAACUACUUGAACACUGUAACAAAUAAUCCUUUUAGAGUGUGCCUAUCGUUUGUAGCUUGCGUCUUUUACACCUAUUCAUUAUACGAAGCACCGCAGAAUUCGGUGUCUUUGACUGUAGUUCCCACAACCCCGGCUGUCAAAUUCUCGCCUCUAGAAAUUAUCACCAUGUUGGAAAUAUAAAAAUGGAUUAAACUGUGAACGUUGAUAAUUAACUUCUCGUGAAAUAUUGCUUAUUUGAGCUCUACGGUUCAAACCCAGUAUCACCGACACGCUGUAUUCAUUAAGAUCUACAAUUACAGAUUUACUGCAGUAACACCCUUUUUCACGAAUACUAUUAAUGUUCAAAUACUGGUAAUCUACCUAUAGUUGCAGAUAAUAUUUUGUGUCCCAUAGAGAUAUUGAUAGUGCAGACCAUUCUAUGAAUAGAUACAAACUGGUGUGGCUCCGUAAACUUUCCAGUCGUAAUAAUUCGUUGUAUUCAUAUCGGAUCUCCAGCCUGAUAUGAACACAAAGAUACAAACUGGUACUUAACACUUUUGAUUUCAUUUAACAGAUAUUUUUAAUAUUUGAGAUUAGAGAUAACAUUUCAGAUGGAACUCUUUAACUAAUGACUGCUGAUCUCAGAUAGUAUGAACAGAGCCAAGUUUUUGCGUAAGCAUCGAAUACACUAUUGUUAUUACAGUUCCUCCUUUUUCUUUAGAUAGGAGCGAUGAACUACCUCAUUUAAGAUGAUAAAUUUUUUUCAUACUGUUUGUUGAUAUCAUCACGUUCGCGUUACUUUGUUAUCUCUAUUUCGAACAUUUUAAAUUUAUAUCUGAUUUCUCUUAACGUCUCAUAAAAAUGUUAAGCAACCUUACGAAUUAAAUUAAAUAAUAUUCUUUUAUAAUCAAACAACACUCCGAAAACUCUCCAUCAUAAAUUUCAUAUUCUGAGAGAGUCCUUAGUACUCAGUAGUACUCGGCACUGUACAGAUUCCUCAAGUCUACAACCCAACGUCGGUAUGUCAUGAUGAAAACUGAAAAUUCUACAUCUGCAUUGUGUGUGUAAGGGGGGAGUGGAGGGGGUAUAAGUUAAUUAAUAAUAUUCUUUCCAAGACCUGUAUGAGAGUUCUUCCCAUGACGACGAAAAGCAGUCUGAAUUGAGACGUUGUCUCAGAUUCCCAGCAGCAAGAGAAAAUAUUAGCUUGAAAGCUGUGUGAGCCUAUGUAUUAGUCCCAGUGAAGUUGACAGAGUUUAAAUACAGGGACAACCACUGCGCGGAAAUAUAGUACAAACACGUGCAUGUGCUGCCAAAUGCUUCUGCAAGAAGACUUAGUUUCGGAAAUUAUAAUUAUUUAGAGUAAGCAUUUAUGUAACAAGCAGAUAAGUGACUGCUCAACUACGAAUUUUGACAAAUUUUUAAAAAAUUAUCCAUACGUAACUAUAAUGAUAUAUAAUGUACCUCAACUGUAUGUAAGUAAAAUGACUGUGAUAUGUGU